UGCCCAAUUUUGUAAUAGUCUUAUGGUACACUGUCAUACAUUGUAAUGGAAGUUAUCUUCAAAUGCUGUCUGUUUUUACCGAGAAGUCUGUCUUCUCUGGUAUGUCUUACAUAUGGAGUCUAGCCAGAAGCCCGUCUCCUGUAAUCAUUUGGUCUCUAGUCUUGUAUGGCGUGUAUGCCCUGGCUAUGAUGAAAUUAUUACCUGGCCAGACAGUCUUUGGACCUGUAACACCGAAAGGGAAUGUUCCAGUCUAUAAAGACAAUGGCUUCCUAUUUUUUGUUCUAACCAUGAUAUUGUUUUGGACAUUGACUCUACUCCUGCAUCCUUUUGGAAUCUCACCAUCAAUGUAUUACGACAAAUUUGAUGAGAUGAUUGUUGCCUUAAAUGUCUGCAGUUUACUUUUCUGUUUCGCUCUGUACCUCAAAGGAAAACUGGCCCCAUCGUCUACUGACUCUGGAUCAUCAGGGAACAUAAUAUUUGAUUACUACUGGGGCAUGGAACUUUAUCCUCGAAUUUAUGGUUUUGACGUGAAAGUUUUCACCAACUGUAGAUUUGGCUUGAUGUUUUGGGCUUUGAUGGUUUGUAUUCACGCCGUGAAAAGUUAUGAACUUCAUGGGUUUGUUGACUCAAUGUUUGUUUCGGCAUUGCUGCAGAUUGUUUACCUGGCCAAGUUCUACUGGUGGGAAGCUGGAUAUCUCUCUACCAUAGACAUUAUGGUGGAUAGGGCUGGGUUUUAUCUAUGCUGGGGUUGCAUGGUUUACGUACCCGUGCUCUACACGUUGGUUACAUUUUAUCUGGUCACACACCCAGUACAUUUAGGCUUGCCAGUUAGUGCCGUAUUGAUUCUUGCUGGCCUGCUCAGUCUCUAUAUCAAUUAUGAAGCUGACUUACAAAAACAAAAAGUUCGCAAGACAAAUGGAGAGUGUUUGAUUUGGGGACAGAAGCCGGACAUCAUUCGUGCCAAGUAUCAGCUGGAGACUGGUGAAACUAAAGAGAGUAUUCUGUUGGCCUCGGGGUGGUGGGCUGUCUCCAGACACUUCCAUUACGUUCCUGAAAUAAUGCUCGCAUUUUUAUGGUCCUUGCCGGCAAUGUUUGAGAAUCUCCUGCCUUAUACGUACGUUAUUUUUCUCGUCGUCCUUCUAAUACAUCGAAGUUUCCGAGAUGAUGGAAAGUGUUGUCAAAAAUAUGGAACAUUCUGGAGUCAGUAUUGUGAGAAGGUACACUACAGAAUAGUGCCUCAUGUGUUCUAG
This is a messenger RNA of Biomphalaria glabrata, 1250 nucleotides long. RefSeq lists its product as uncharacterized. Bases 63 to 1250 code for a protein of 395 amino acids. Lineage: Eukaryota; Metazoa; Mollusca; Gastropoda; Planorbidae. Gene Ontology annotation, biological process: brassinosteroid biosynthetic process; sterol biosynthetic process. Gene Ontology annotation, molecular function: oxidoreductase activity, acting on the CH-CH group of donors, NAD or NADP as acceptor. The transcript has a single exon. The record is from RefSeq and is a predicted model, not a curated record. Gene Ontology annotation, cellular component: endoplasmic reticulum membrane.